Molecule: messenger RNA, 5607 nt
Organism: Coregonus clupeaformis (lake whitefish)
Lineage: Eukaryota; Metazoa; Chordata; Actinopteri; Salmoniformes; Salmonidae
Product: zinc finger protein 638-like
Exons: 22
Cellular component (GO): nucleus
Molecular function (GO): RNA binding; zinc ion binding
Source: RefSeq, a predicted model, not a curated record
UCAGCCUGUUUUCAUUGUCGGGCUUUUUGCUCAGGCUGCCAUAUCCCUCAUCACAGGCAAGAGAAGAGCCGAUUUCUACAGAUCCCACAAAGACAAACAAAGAACCACACCCGCUUUGCGUUGCUCACAGAAAGUCGAUCCCAGCUCCUACCCUCUAUCAGCUUGGGCAGAGGAGCAGCCAGCGCCUUCGGUACCAUAGGCCGGGGAGCCCCUUUCCUCUUUGGACCGGCCGCGGCUAUCCGUCUGGCACAGAUCGAAGCCCAGCUAGCCCUGCACCAACUCAGCGUCAUCGCCGCUGCCAGUAACCACGGCAACCAGCAACUGGCCCUGCUCAACAUUCUCCAGCAAGCAGCUGCCAACAACAUCGCUCAGCAGCGCACCCCCGUCAUGUACCAGCCUCAGCAACCGGGGGCGCCCUUCAACAGGCCCAGGAUCAUGCCAUACCAACAACCGGGCCGCUCUACGGACGGCAACAAUAUGGCCCAGAUGAACAGCUACCAGGUGGGUCAGUUCCCGCCGCAAACACCGCUACCCGAGGAGCUGGAGUCGGCCAUCUCUGUCCGCGUUCAGGGCGGGAGGGACGAGGACCACCGCCUACUCAACCAGAAUACCCAGAUCUCCCGGCAGCUCGGUGUAGACCUCCGCAUGCACGGGGUCGGUCAGGGUGAGAGGUCAGAGACUGGCUAUUCCAACAGCAACAACCUUGUCUCGCUUUCCUGCGAUGACCAGCAGAGUCAGAUGCAGGAUGUGGACUGGUCCAACUACCAGACUCCCAGUAAACUCUUUGGUCUCAAUCAGCAGCAGCACCUCCAGCAGUCCUCCCACUCUCAUGCUAACCCUAACAGCGGGCAUUCAGGAGGGGGCAUGCAAAGCUGGAAUGCUCCUGUUUCUGCACAGGGUCGUCCACAGGGCGGGGACAUGCAGGGUCUGUACGUACCCGAGAGCGCAGGCAGUAUCCUGGCCGGCUUCGGCUUGUCAAACGACGACCUGGAGGUUCUCAGCCACUACCCUGACGACCAGCUAACACCAGACACACUGCCCUUCAUCCUACGUGACAUACAGAUACACAAAACAAACAGAAACACAGGCCCUCCUGCGUUCUCUCAAACUCUCCCUCCUAUUCCUAACCUGCCACCACCGCCUCGUCUUUCUCCACAUCAGCGGCAUCCCGCGCCUUCAUGUACGCCCGACAUACCGAGUUUUCUGAGUGUGACGCAAACGGCGGGUAAAGUUAUCGACUACGGCCACGCGAGUAGGACGGCGGAGGAGGGCAGAGACCCUUACAAACGUGAGCUACUGCCUAAGGAGAGAGCGGCUAAACCAGAGUACAAGUCCACCAGCUCGUCUUUGAAACGUAAAGCUGAAUCCCCAAGGCGGCACCACUCAAACGACGACUCCUCCGACUCAAAGAAAGACAAAGACUACAGGAGGCGUGCUCCAAUCCCCGACGCUCACAAGCACAAACGAACGCCUGUCAGAGAGCCGCCAUCGAGAUCUCGGUCGGAGCGCGAAGGGUCCAGAACAAGGCCACAGUUUGAAGCCAGGAGUGAGUCGUCAAAAUCAACCAGACCCUCCGGCGCCAAACGCAGCUCUAGUGCCCCCAAGAUGCUCCCAACACCCACCAUGAUAAGUGAUUUCUCGGCGGACCCUCCGAAGGUGUAUCCCCACACCUGCUCCCUGUGCGACAUGCAAUGUGAACGGGCUAAGGACUGGAUCGAUCACGUGAACACAGUCAACCAUACAGCUAGCUGCAGAGAUCUCCGCAACAAGUAUCCAGACUGGAAUCCAAAUGCCCCAAGGAGGGACCCGUCUCCAGGUCAGGAUGCCACCUGGCAUUCCCUGGAACGCUCUCCCUCCCGCUCAGUCUCCCAUUCCCUGUCCUGGUCCCCCACCCCUCCUCCAGACCGAAGCAGAAGGAUCUCUCCGCCCACCCCCCAUGGACACGCCCCACACACCUCUGGCCGGCACAGCCCCUCCCAGUCCCAUCGGGGUUCCGCCUCCAGCGCACACAGACCGGAGAAGAGGACCAGCGAAUCCUCAGGGAUAUCUACUGGGAGCUCCUCUCGAGGCCUGAAGCGUUCCAAAAAUGACACCGCCAAACUCGGUGGCCACGGCAACAGAGCUGGGGUUUCUGGGAACCGUGAGACCUCCUUGUCAUCCGCCAGCAAGUUUCCGGCGUCCAUGUCUGAGAAGCCACAUCGUCCACCUUCCUCUGCAUCCUCUUCUUCUAAGCCCGGCGCCAAACCCGGUGCCAAACCAGUGGCUGGGAAGGAGACCACCCCAGGACAGGACUCAGAGUCUUCCAACGCACCACAGAAGAAGCCGAAUCCAACACUGCAGAAGAAGAGUCAUCCAGGUUCCUACCUGCUCUAUCUGACGGGCCUCCCUGCAGAUGCCAAGUACCAGGAAGUGGUAUCACUGGUGCAGGCCUUCGGCAAGGUCACCAACGUCCUCAUCAUCAGGAACGAGGAGGAGAACCAGCCGCAGUACGCCAAAGCCACUGUGUGCAUGCAGAAAGAGCAGGAGGCUAAAGCUCUGGCUGAGUGCCUCACUCUCAACAUACGGGAACACCCCAUCACUGUCUCUGACCAGAAUGGUGAGGAGGAUCUUACUUCCUCGAUACCUGUCAUUAUAAAAGGAGAAGUGGUCGGUGCCCCCAACGAGACCAACACGACCGUCAAAGGCCCAGAAACCAGUGUUGGUCAGAAGAAUUUAAAUGAGAUACACAGGGAGCAGGUGAAGAGGAAGAGGAAGAGGGGAUGUAGAGCGGGACAGAGCCAGAGACUCAAAAGACUGCUGAGGGAAAACAAGAGGGGCAUGGUCAAGAUUACUGGACUUCCUGAAAGCGGCUGCUCCGAGAUCGAUAUCGCCAAGCUGGCCCAGCCCUUCGGAACACCUGUCAAGAUCCUCCUCAUCACCACGCCCAGUGAGGCUCUGGUCACCAUGCAGGAUGUGGAGUCAGCCCAGGAGAUGGUGAAGGUUUACAACAACAUGCCUGUCUGCAUCAACGACUCUGUUCUGAACAUGAGCCUGCUGCCAAACCUCCAGGUGGACUUCAACAGACCAGUGGCACUUUUCCAUUCAUUGAUGGGACCAAGGAAUCCUGUUAGUGCGGAGGUGGGAGGUGAUGAUGACUGGAACCGUCUCCUGGUUGUCAGUAACAUUCCGGCCACGCCUUCCGGCCCAACAGAGAUCCAGAAGCUGGUCCAGCGCUUCGGCACAGUCCAACAGACUCUGGCACUCAAGGACAAGAUCAUCUUUGAGAUGGGAACAGCAGAAAUGGCCGAGAGUGUCUUCAACCGCUUCCAGAAGUUUCCCUGCAUUGUUCAGAACAACAAGCUCGCCUUCUCCUGGAAACCUGAUCCCGAGACUGAUCUACCUAAAGUCAACAUCUCUGCCGGCUCAACAGCGCCAACUGGUGGCAAAGUCUCCCAGACUGAAGAGACUACUACACCCCCUGGUGGACAGGAGGACUCACUGUCUCAGUCAGGAUUAAAGGUGGUGAAAGGAACAGGGGUCGAUACUAACGUUAAAGGACAGGAGGUUCAGCCAGGUGAUGAAGGGAUGAAGGUUGAAGGAGAGGUUGAAGCCACAGAGAAGGAGUCUCCAGCAUUAGGAGGAAAGGAGCAAGAGGAUCAGCCUGAUGUGGCUUCAUUACAGCCAGCAGGAGUGAACCAGAGAGAGGAUACAGAACCCAACACAGACCAACCUGGAGGUCAGGGUGGAGAGGUCGUCAUGGAGAAAGUUGCAAACAUUUCAACAACGGAGUCCGAAGAGACUGAAGAACCAGUCGCCUCGGAUGCUACCGCCGCUCCUCAAGCUGCUAAACCAGAGACAGCCACCUCUGCCCCAGCCCCAAAUGUGAUGGCGGCGAUCAUAGAGGCCUUACGACAGGAGAGCAGGAACAGAUCCUCUACUAAGGUUACCACCGACCAGGCUGCAGCUGAGAAUCCUCCAGGUAAACAACCAACAGAUAAGGAGACUCCAGAUGUCCAGGCGGCGCCUGCUCUACCCAGAGUGACCCCUGAGAUCCUGAAGGUACUGCUGGAGGAGUGCAGGGUCCGGUCCUCCAGUAGGGCCAACGCUGAGCAGGCCAGGAAGGAACAGGACCAGGUGCCCCCUGCAGACCAAAAGGCUGGAGGAGAACAGGUCACCAAGAGGAAGACCCGCGAGGAGGAAAGGGAGGAGAGAGAGAGAGCGAGGAGGGAGAGGGAGAAGAGGCUGAAGGCCCAAGAGGAGGAGAGGGAGAAAGGAAGGAGGGAGAGAGAGAAGAGGCGCUCCCACAGGGAAGGGUCAUCAGGAUCACCGGGGUCCAGGUCCUCUAUGAGGUACGAGGGGAGCCGGCGCAGUGGGAGGAGCGGCACCAAGUCUGAGUCCAGGAGAGGAAACGGAGAGGACAAACACCCCCAUGUGGUCAAGAGCAGCAAACAGCAGGAAGAGGAGGAGUUAGGUGAGAAGCACGUGCCCUUCGACAUGGAGGACUUUGUGACUGUGGACGAGGUGGGGGAAGUAGCUGCGGUGCCCCAUCCGUCCCCCGAGACAACCACAGAGGUGACUGAGGUUACGGAGUUGACCGGCAACGACCCUGUGACCACACCAGCCUCUGAGGCAGAGCAGCAGGCACCAGCAGACACUACACCGAUGGAGGUGGAGGGUGAGCCUGGGACAGCAAAGGUACAGGGGGAAGCGCUGGACAAACGAGGACAGAAGGAGGAGGAGGGGUUGGCCCCAGCAACCACAGAGGAGGGGUCGGUGAAGACUGCAGAGGGAACUGGGGAGGUGACAGAGGAGAAAGUUCCAGACUUUCAGGAUGACAUCAAAGAGCCUGUGGUCACCGUGCCGAAGACAACCUGCGAUAAGUUCACUGAGGAGUCAGAGGUGAAAGGUCACGAUGAGGCCACACCCACAGACGCACCUGCCGCCGCUGGAGAAGAGGAGGUAGAGGAAGAAAAGGAGGAUGGAGGCGUGGAGGAUUUCAACACGGGGACGUUUCUGACGGUGGACGAGGUGGGCCAGGUGGAAGAGGACGGGAAGAAGAGGUCUGCUGAGACAGUGGAGUCGAAGCGAAAGAGGACAUCUCAGGAGGAGAGAGAGGAGGAGGCAGCGAGGAGGAAGAUGAAGAUGGAACCCCUCUUUUGUAAAGACUACAGCAUCCCUCCUUUCAACCCUGACAGCCCUGUCGGCAUGGAGUUUCUGGUCCCCAAGUCAGGCUUCUUCUGCAAGGUGUGUUCUAAGUUUUACAGUGGAACUUACGAGGCCAAGAAGACCCACUGCAGGAGCCUCAAACACCAUCAGAACCUGGAGAAAUCCCUGGAGAAGUGGAGAGCGAAGAAAGACUGACUCUGCAUGAGUUAAAUAUUGACUCGCUGACUGACUGCGUCCCAACCACUCACUGACUGAUUCAUUCCUGUCUAUUAACUCUUUCCCCCUCUUUCCCCACUUCCUUGUUUUUGUGUUUCUUCCCCAUGGGUCCAAACUCUCACUCUCUCUCUUUCUCUCUCAUAACUGUUUCAUUUUGUUAGUUAUUUUCCCAUUAUAUAGAAGAGAAGUGACUCAAUAGAGAGAAAUUAAAAUAGAAACCAAUGAAAAAUAAAGUGUUUUAUUCAA